Messenger RNA from Diuraphis noxia (Russian wheat aphid), 1675 nucleotides. RefSeq names its product WD repeat domain phosphoinositide-interacting protein 4-like. NCBI's taxonomy places the organism in Eukaryota, Metazoa, Arthropoda, Insecta, Hemiptera, Aphididae. Gene Ontology annotation, molecular function: protein binding. The record is from RefSeq and is a predicted model, not a curated record.
AAUUUUAUUUAGAUUUUAUUAUUUUACAAUCUACAUUUCAACUAUGGUCACAAAUACACAAUAAACUUUUUGCAGGUGCGCAGUACGCCUGGCACUAGCCUGCAGAGCACAGCCUAAAUUAUCCGAGCUGUAGCCUGUAGAGUGUAAAUAAUUAAUAUAUUAUCUAAUAUCUACAAAACGUACUACGUUCGCUGCGCACUGCGCAGUACGCCAGUGGCCAGUGACCACUUCGCCAGACGCCAGUACACACCACACCGAACAACUGUAGUCAGUACUGAAUUACGUCAGUGUCUGUACGUUGAUUGGUUGAUCGUGGACUACGUUGUGCUGAUUACGAAUUACGAGCAUACGACUUACAAAUUAUAUUAUCGUCAGUUGUCCGAGUUGUCAGUUGUCAGUACCUAUUCAGAAUACAGACUGAUUAGACGAUUAGAGCAUAGACGUAGUACCACCUAAUACUAAUCGUUUUUGAAAAAUUCUUUUGUUUCUUGCGCAUUUUAACGUUUUUUUUUUUUUACGAAGUUUUCAAUAUUCGAGAGAGUUUGGUCUACUGUGCGUGUAUAUAAUAUAUAUUGUUCGUGACUGUUGGCGGUCAAAAACAAUACAAACAUGAAUGAAAAAGGCAUAAUCAGUUUGAGUUUCAACCAAGACCGUACUUGUUUCGCUUGCUGUACUGAAACUGGUGUGAGAAUAUACAACGUUGAACCCUUGUCACCAAAAGAGAGGUUCGAUUUUGGCAGUGUAUCGAAAUGCGAAAUGCUGAAUCGUACCAAUAUCUUUGCUAUAAUUGCUGGUGGAAAAUAUCCAAAAUACAGUCAGAACACUGUACUGAUCUAUGACGCUUACUUACAAAAAUUUGUGAUGGAAAUUAUUUGUGAUUCCAAUGUAAAAUCUGUACGAUUGAGGAGAAACAAAAUUAUAGUUGUAACCAUGGACAAGAUAUCUGUUUUUACAUUUCCUGCAGCCGUUAAGCACAUAAUUAAUUUGGAAACCCGUCCAAACCCGAUGGGACUGUGUGAAAUCACUCCUUUAGAAAGUUCUACAAAACAAAUCAUUGCUUAUCCUGGUAACAAAAUUGGAAGUGUUCAUAUUAUGGAUGUUUCAAAUUUGGAAGCAACAAGUUCUAGCGCUCCGGCAAUACUUAAUGCUCACCAAGGUGAGAUUUCUUGUUUGGCUAUUAAUCCACUCGGUACACUUAUAGCUAGUGCAAGUUCUAAAGGAACCUUAAUAAGAAUCUGGGAUACUUGUCAUAAAGUCAAAGUUGCUGAACUAAGACGUGGGUCGGAUACAGCAACAUUAUACUGCAUAAACUUUAGCCCAAAUUCAGAAUAUUUAUGUUGCUCAAGUGAUAAAGGCACAAUUCAUAUAUUUGCAGUGAUAGAAUCUGAUUUAAAUCGCCGAUCUAGUCUAUCACCAUUCAGUUUUUUCAGUUCCUACUGUCAAUCACAGUGGGCUUUGGCCACUUUUACAGUACCUCCAGAAGUGGGCUGUAUUUGCACUUUUUUGACUCAAGAUACUGUUGCUGCUAUCUGCCUCGAUGGUACCUAUCAUAAGUUUGGAUUUUCUAAAGAUGGUACUAGCAGACGUAGAUCAUUCCAAAUAUAUUUACACAAUUGUGAAGAUGAAGAAAUAUAAAUUUAUUUUUUUACUCAGACUUUAACAUAAUGUUUAUUAA